Lasiosphaeria miniovina is the source of this 1228-nucleotide messenger RNA. Its product is annotated as superoxide dismutase. The transcript is spliced from 4 exons. The record is from RefSeq and is a predicted model, not a curated record. Bases 302 to 1228 code for a protein of 308 amino acids. Gene Ontology annotation, molecular function: metal ion binding. Lineage: Eukaryota; Fungi; Ascomycota; Sordariomycetes; Sordariales; Lasiosphaeriaceae. Gene Ontology annotation, biological process: superoxide metabolic process.
CCUGGCUGUUAUAUUAAGAUGUUCAUCACUUGCCUCGGACCCGUAGAUCCGCUAUCUCAAGUCUUUUUCCCCCUGUCCCGCCCCUGUGACUUUGCUUUGCUCGCCAAUCCUCGAUCGGCCUCUGCCACGCUUAUUCAGGGGCUCGAUCAAGAACAUCUAUAAUAAGAGGGCAGCCCAAUUCUUCCGCCAAGAAAUCUUCCACUCCACGUCCCCAACCCACACCAUCGUGACAAAACAUCGUCGACGGUUUUCGAGCCCGGCUACCUAAUAUAAACCUCGAUAACCCUCAAUUCCACACAAGAUGCGUGUCCCGAGUGUUUCGCUGCUGCUCGCGGCCGCCGGCACGCAGGUCGCAGCAGGGUCUACCGACUACUCUUAUACCACAACCACCGAGCUGGUCCCGACUAUGACAUCCUCUGGGGCAGUCGCAGCAGCAACCACCUUGCCUACAGGAGUAAGCCAUUCCGUAAUACAAUACCUCACGGAUGCCGCUGUCGUUACCAACAACCCACCCGGGCUUGCUUUCAAGGCGAGCUUGCCGGAUGAGGCAUUCUUUAAGCCUGCCUUCCCCGCCGGCGGCAACGUCAAAGGCGAUAUAAUUGCCCUCGCAGCUCCUGACGGGAGCGGCGUCUUGUUCCAAAUCAAGUUUAGCAAUCUCCCCAAAGAGGGUGGCCCCUUCAUUUAUCACCUUCACGUGGACCCGGUUCCGUCGAACGGAAACUGCACCGCGACGCUUGGCCAUCUGGAUCCCUUUGCCCGAGGCGAGACACCUGCCUGCGACGAGACUAAUCCCGCGUCGUGCCAGGUCGGCGACCUCAGCGGCAAGCACGGGAGCAUCCCCGCGGGUUGUGACACGUGGACGGGCUUGUACAUAGAUCCGUAUGUCACGACGCUGGAGGGCCUCGGCUCGUACUUUGGCAACCGCAGCUUUGUGUUCCACUACGCCAACAAGACGAGAAUCACUUGCGCCAGCUUCGAGCCGCUUGACAUCGGCGGCGGCGGCGGCGGCGGCUCCUCGUCUACGUCUUCGUCUUUGACUCUGUCUCCCCCGUAUUCCACGGUCUCUUCGGCACCUUCGUCUUCUGUUGGGGGCAACGCGACGAUUCCCCUCACAACUACAUUGCCCACUGGCCCGCCGAGUCCCAUCGCUACUGCUAGUGGCUCGAGUCUGAGAGUGGGAAGCGCAGGCGCACUUGCGUUUGCUGCCGCCAUCUUAUUCGCUCUUUGA